Scheffersomyces coipomensis is the source of this 865-nucleotide messenger RNA. RefSeq lists its product as uncharacterized. Gene Ontology annotation, molecular function: ribosomal large subunit binding. Lineage: Eukaryota; Fungi; Ascomycota; Pichiomycetes; Serinales; Debaryomycetaceae. Gene Ontology annotation, biological process: translation. Bases 81 to 848 code for a protein of 255 amino acids. The transcript has a single exon. The record is from RefSeq and is a predicted model, not a curated record. Gene Ontology annotation, cellular component: mitochondrion.
AGUACCAGAAAAAUAAAAAAAGUUAAAAAUGAAAAAUUCUUUAAACUAAUCUGACCAUAGCAAAUAUACUGAAUUCAAACAUGUUUAGAGCAGUAUAUUCCGUAUCUAGAUUGGCUAGAUUCACCACUGUCAAACCAAUAACACCAAUAAACUUUAUUCCACAAAGGUCAUUCCACUUUUCCCCAGCAUUGUUGGCUAAACCAAAGAAUAAGAAAAGUAAUAACAAGAAGGGUUCAGUUAAAGAGGAGGAAGAAGAAAAAAAUACUGAAGAGAUUUCUAUUGAUUUCGAUGCUGCUACAGACAAAUUCGAUGAUUUAAUUCAAAAGUUUAAUAAAUCUGCUCUGGAAAUUAAAAUGGGUAAGACUAAUCCAAAGAUUUUCGAUAAACUUCAAGUCACCAUUGAUGCUGAAGAACAACCAUUUACUUCAUUAGCUCAAACGUCUAUUAAGGGUCGUAAUUUCAUUAUCACUUUGUUCGAUCCAAGUAAUGGUAAACAUAUCAUCAAUAGUAUCUUAGGUUCCGAUUUAAAUUUAAGUGCUCAAGCAGAUCCUACCAAUAAAUAUACCUUAAAAGUUCCAUUACCUUCCAUAACUUCAGAAACCAAAAAGGAAAGUGCUAAACAGUUGAAAGAAAUAUUUGAAAAGUUCAAGAAUGGAAAUACAAAGAGUUCUCCAUCCUUGGCCAUUAUCAGAACUGAAAUAAGGUCAAAAUUCGAAAAACAAUUGAAAAGUCAUAAAAAGAAAGACUCUGAAUUAAAAGAAUUAACAAAAUUCGAUAAAUUACAUAAACAGUAUGUAGAUAAAUUAACUGAGUCUUUUAAAACUGCUGAAGCAGCAAUUUUAAAAUAAGACUUCUUGUAUAUAUA